AUGACAAAGGAGUACGUGGAUGGCUGGGAGUCGGGCUCUGGCGGCGGGAAUGGGCUGGGGAGGACGAAGAGCUUGACAGAUCAGGACCUGGAGGAGCUGAGAGGCUGCUUGGACUUGGGAUUUGGGUUCUCCUACGAGGACAUCCCCGAGCUCUGCAACACCUUGCCGGCACUGAAGCUCUGCAACACCAUGAACCAGAAGCUCCCGAAGGAGCGGCGGCGGCAUCAGCAGCAGAGCAUACUUCCCGAGUCCCCGGGCGUGGGCGGCGCCGGCACCAUCCCGACAUGGAGGAUCUGUAGGCCCGGUGAGGACCUCUCUUCCCCGUUGAUGAUGCUUCUACGAGGAUCUUCAUGGCUAGCUUGAGCCGAUCAAGAUAUGAGACAAACGCCCUUCUUCUUUCAGGGGACGAGCCGGAAGAAGUUAAAGCGAGGCUCAAGCUCUGGGCGCAGGCCGUGGCCUGCAUCGUUCGCUUGUGCCGUUGA
This is a messenger RNA of Spirodela intermedia, 482 nucleotides long. NCBI's taxonomy places the organism in Eukaryota, Viridiplantae, Streptophyta, Magnoliopsida, Alismatales, Araceae. The record is from the annotation of a GenBank genome assembly.